GCCAGCUUUUAGCGUUUUUUUCCCCUUUCGUCCUUCUUCCCGCUGGUCUCAUCGGUUUCACUGAGGUGCUAUACCAGUUCGCUGUUUCACACUUUUAACCCCCUACCACUACACUCAACAUGGAUGAUUUUGACAUGCUGAACGCGCCUACUGCUGGAAACGGUGUAGGCUCGGAGGAGGACCCUGCUGCCGCUUUUCUGGCCCAGCAGGAGAGCGAAAUUGCGGGGAUUGAAAACGACGAAGGCUUCAGCAUCCUGGACAGUGGAGAGGUCCCCUUUUCGCUAGGAGACUCUAACGAUGGUGUCAUCAAUGGAGAACUUCACGGGGAAAGCAAUGGCCCAUCAGAUGCCUAUGCAGCAAUUUCCAAUGCAGACCGACUGCAGGCCGAACCAGAAAGUCUACGCAAGUGGAGGGAGGAGCAAAGAGAGAGGCUGGAGCAGCUUGAUGCUAACUCUCGCAAGCAGGAGACAGAGUGGAAGGAAAAAGCUAAGGUGGAGCUGGAGGAGUGGCAUGCCAGGCAGAAUGAGCAGCUGGAGAAAACCAAAACCAAUAACAGGGUGCUGGAUGAAGACUUCUACAAGCAGCCCUUCUCUGAGCUCAUUGGUUAUGUCACACAUAUUAACCAUCCUUGCUACCGCCUAGACCAGGCGGCUGAGGAAGCCAUGAUUUCAGAUCUGGAUGAGAACAACCCAGGCACAGAGUGGGAGCGGGUGGCACGGCUCUGCGACUUCAACCCCAAGUCCAGCAAGCAGGCUAAAGAUGUGUCCCGUAUGCGCUCGGUCCUCAUCUCCCUGAAGCAGUCCCCACUAGUCCGCUAGACUCCCAAGCUGCUCAGGAUAUCAUUCCAUAUCAUCCUUUCCCAUGACCCAUCAACGAAACCAACUACUCAUAUCUGAUGAAAAGGGGGCACUUAGACCCCUUGUGUUCAUAUGUUAGUCAUGCACAGCCUUGUUCGCCCACCUCCCCAGGGUAUAGCGACUUGUCUUAUCCUGAUACAUUUCCUCCCGGCAGGGCUGUAGAAAUUAGUCUUUGUACCUGCUCACCAUUUUCUGCCCCUUGAAAGGAUUCUACGUUACACCUCUUGCAUAGACACAGUCAAGACUGUUUCCCUUGUUUAGCAAAAUGAUAUCAAGGACAGUUAGAUCUACACAAAGUCUCAUGGUUUACAUGACACUUGUGUGAGGAUGGCGAGUUAGGACACUAAAAGGGAAGAGGUGAUGUUUGUUUGGGCCAACAGCUACACUACACUACUUCACAAUGCCCCCCCCCAAACAAUAUCAUUCAUAUAAUGCUGUCUUGUAACUGCUAACCUGUCAGUCUUAUUCAUUUUUACACCUUUGGGGAUUUGAUAUUAAGUGGUUUCAUUUACAUUUUUCCACACAGCAUGUCACUUUCUCUCAUUCUUCCAAAACCAUUAUCUACUGUUUUCUUUUUCUUUUUGAUUUUGAAGGACCAAACUCUUAAGACAAAACUCCAAAUUCAGUGUGUGUACUUUGAACUGUGUGUGGAACCUGAAUAUUGUGUUAAAUUUUCCAAACUAUGCAUUUCUUUUGAAAGCCUCUCCCCCUUCCAGUCAGGAACUCAAGUCCAGUCAUUACAAUAAAUGUGACCUGUUUGUAUGUGUGUUUAAACCUCAACAGUGUGUAUGUACUUGAUGCGUGUACCUAUGUACAUAUACAGAAGGCAAUAUAUAUACGUUAUAUAAAACAUUUAUGUCACUGAAUAUUAGGCAGUUGUGGUUUUAAAGAGAACUAGAUCCUAGCCAGCUGUUGCUUGACCAUGUUUGUUCAUUGUCCAUUUGAUUUCAAUAUCAGUAAAAAAGUAAAUGAAA
This is a messenger RNA of Archocentrus centrarchus (flier cichlid), 1831 nucleotides long. It is a transcript of the gene clta, whose product is annotated as clathrin, light chain A. Gene Ontology annotation, molecular function: clathrin heavy chain binding; structural molecule activity. Gene Ontology annotation, cellular component: plasma membrane; postsynaptic endocytic zone cytoplasmic component; synaptic vesicle membrane. Bases 120 to 818 code for a protein of 232 amino acids. Gene Ontology annotation, biological process: clathrin-dependent endocytosis; intracellular protein transport. The record is from RefSeq and is a predicted model, not a curated record. NCBI's taxonomy places the organism in Eukaryota, Metazoa, Chordata, Actinopteri, Cichliformes, Cichlidae. The transcript has 7 exons.